CUACUUCCUUUAUGGCGCCUUUUAUUAACUUCCUCAAAAUAACCCCUCAAUUCUCUCUGUUUUUUCCCUUUCAUCUAUUAUUUUUCUCUUGCUGUAUUUUUCUCUUUAACAACUUUUAUCCUUUCUGGGUAUUCGUUUUUUUUUCUUUUUACCACUUUUUCCUUCAUCUGUAUGUAUUUUUUAUGAUGACCCACUUCUUGUAUUUUAAUAAAGAUUGAUUCUUUUUAGGUUUCUUCAAUUUCUUUUUUGGAAUUUUCUAAUUCUGUUAUUAUCUUCUUGUUGAGUGAAAUUAAAUUGUGUGUGAAAUUUCUUGUCAAGAACUUGUUUUUGGUUCAUGUCAAGAACCUGUUUGAUAAAAUUCCUGAGUGAAAACUUUUAGAUUAGAAAGUAUGGGUUUUGAUGACAAAAACAAGCAGGGUGAAGAGGAAUCAGCCCCUGUUUGUGAGGGAAAGAAAGGUGGAAUUGCUGAUUCUGAUUCUGAGAUUGAACAUGAGGUUCAUGGGAAUAAAGUUAGCAGACAGAUGAGUGAAAGUUCAAUGUAUACUACUGAGGAUGAAGAUGAAGAUGAAAAUACCAAUAAGAUUGAGUUGGGUCCUCAAUGUACUCUCAAAGAACAAUUUGAGAAAGAUAAGGAUGAUGAAAGUUUGAGAAGAUGGAAGGAGCAGCUUCUUGGAAGUGUGGAUAUUAAUGCUGUUGGAGAGUCACUCGAUCCAGAAGUGAAGAUCUUGAGCCUUGAAAUUAAGUCCCCAGGUAGAGCUGAUAUUGUUCUCCCAAUUCCAGAGGAUGGAAAACCCAAAAGUCCAUGGUUUGUCCUGAAAGAAGGGAGUAAAUACCACCUGAAAUUCACGUUUCAGGUCAACAAUAAUAUAGUGACAGGUCUCAAAUACACGAACACAGUUUGGAAAACUGGUAUCAAAGUGGACAGCAUGAAAGAAAUGAUCGGGGCCUUUAGUCCUCAAACUGAGCCAUAUACACAUGAGAUGCCAGAAGAGACUACCCCGUCUGGCAUUUUCGCAAGAGGAUCUUACUCGGCUAGGACAAAGUUCCUUGAUGAUGAUAACAAGUGCUAUUUGGAGAUCAACUACACAUUUGAUAUUAAGAAAGAAUGGCAGGCAAUAUGAAGCAAAAUUUGUUGUUGCUCGAAUCGUUUCCCCGGGACCUUCAUGUGUUUUUUAGUUCUUCAUUUUUUGUCAGUUUUUUUCAAAAUAGGAAAAGGGAAGGGUGGAAAUGAUUAGUUUGUUUUUCUUUUGGUGAGUGUCAUUCAAAUAAAGCUGAGCUUUGUCUAUGAAUGAUUUAGAUUAACCAAGAUUUCUUUUUUUUCUUCUUUCUUUUAUGUGCUUUAGGUUCCUUUUGAAUGUCUAGAAAUCAAGAAGAGAUUGUUUCUAAGGAAAUAGAAAAACUUUCAUUCACAAUUAUCAUAAGUUUAUUGCAUUCUUUUA
This is a messenger RNA of Solanum lycopersicum (tomato), 1439 nucleotides long. RefSeq names its product rho GDP-dissociation inhibitor 1. Gene Ontology annotation, cellular component: cytosol; membrane; cytoplasm. Gene Ontology annotation, molecular function: protein binding; Rho GDP-dissociation inhibitor activity. The record is from RefSeq and is a predicted model, not a curated record. Gene Ontology annotation, biological process: Rho protein signal transduction. NCBI's taxonomy places the organism in Eukaryota, Viridiplantae, Streptophyta, Magnoliopsida, Solanales, Solanaceae.